Molecule: messenger RNA, 3136 nt
Organism: Epinephelus lanceolatus (giant grouper)
Lineage: Eukaryota; Metazoa; Chordata; Actinopteri; Perciformes; Serranidae
Cellular component (GO): nucleus
Molecular function (GO): NAD+ poly-ADP-ribosyltransferase activity; metal ion binding
Source: RefSeq, a predicted model, not a curated record
CUAAACACGUGGGUGUGGCUGUAUUUCUAAAGUGGGGUAAUGAAAACGAAAGUAGUGCCAAGUACAGAAUGGCGGCUGCCUAUGAGUCUGACGAGGAGAACCUGUCAAAGAGUGACAGUGAAUCUGGCGUAAGCUAUGAGUCGCGCAGUGACGGGUCUUCAGAUGAAGAAGCUGAUUGCCAGUUUUAUGGGAAAGAGCCCUGCAAGUAUUACAACCAAGGCAAGUGUAAGGAUGGUGAUAAGUGCUCCUACCUGCACUUCUGCAAGUAUGCCCUGACAGGAACCUGUCGCAACGGCUCCAAGUGUAAGCUGAAACACCCCCGAGGUGGAAGAGAGUCCUCUGGUGCAACCAACGGGGCCUCAAACCGAUCAACGUCUAGAGACCCAAAGCUCACUGACGGCCGAAUCUACCAGUGGCAGCUGAAUGAUGGAAACGGUUGGAUGGAUGUCAGCAACGAUCACGUUCUCGAGAGCCAGUACUCACUGCCCCACACCAAAAGCAUUAAAAUCUAUAACACUCCGUAUGGGGCUGUGAGUAUAGACUUUAACAGGAUGAGAGUGUAUGGAAAGAGUCUGAGAGUGAGACGUUUGGAUGAUGGGAAAACCGUGUGGAUCUGGUACUGCACACUGGGCCGCAAGUGGAUCAAGUAUGGAGACAAGGAUGCGAAGGGGAACCCCAGUCCUGCGAAGAGCUCCGACAUAGAGCAGAAGUUCCAGAGUAACCCAACGAGCUCCUAUACUUUCAGCAUCGGCCCUGAAACAUUUGAGAUUAGAUUCAAAGAUAUGCGACAGGUGACUGCAAAGAGAAAGAGGAAAGUUACCCGUCGACCACAGUACCGACAAAAGCCAGCCGGAGCCGGAGCAGGAGCAGUAGUUUCUGAAGCAGCCGCGGCUCUCCAGAAUGUUUCUGUGGGCACCAAACCACAGUGGCAAUUUGAGGGAGACAGCGGAGCGUGGCACGCGUUCAAACACAGGCAGAGCGGGACUCAAACUGAAUGCUCAGUAACUAGCGAUGACAUUGAGAGGAAGUACAAUCAAAACCCCAACGGCAGCAUGACCUUCAAAGUGAAAGGACACUCCUACAAGCUGGACUUUGGAGCGAUGAUGCAAACCAACCUCAAAACCAAGCAUACACGCAAGAUCAGACGUGUCCUGGUGUGAGUGAUUUUGAAGACCUCAAGAAGAAAGUCUACAGACACUUGUGCAAUACCAUAUUUAUGCAAUCAUUAUAAUCUGGGAUUCAUAUAUUCUCCUGAGACCUGAUCUUUUAUUUGGUAUUAUUUUUAAUUUGUCCUAGCUAUUUGGGAUCAGUAGGACCUGAUGAAUAUAAAAAGCUAAAGAUUUUCAAGCCUUAUAAAGUCCCAGUGUUCUCAAACGAGACGAUAAUAAAGUCCCAGUCUUCUCAAACGAGAUGAUAAUGAAGUCCCAAUGUCCUCAAACAAGACGUUAACAAAGUCCCAAUCUUUUCAAACGAGACGAUAAUGAAGUCCUAAUGUCCUCAAACAAGACAGUAACAAAGUCCUAAUGUCCUUAAAAGAGACGAUAACAAAGUCCCAGUGUCCUCAAACGAGACAAUGAUUAAGUGUCAAUGUCUUCAAACGAGACAAUGAUAAAGUCCCGAUGUCCUUAAACAAGAGGAUGAUAAAGUCUCGAUGUCUUCAAACGAGACGAUAAUAAAUAACCAAUGUCCUCAAACGAGAGGAUAAUAAAGUCCCGAUGUCCUCAAACGAGACGAUAAUAAAGUCCUAAUGUCCUUAAAAGAGACAAUAACAAAGUCCCGAUGUCCUCAAACGAGACAGUAACAAAGUCCCGAUGUCCUCAAACGAGACAAUAACAAAGUCCCGAUGUCCUGAAAUGAGGCAAUGAUUAAGUUUCAAUGUCUUCAAACGAGACGAUGAUAAAGUCCCGGUGUCUUCAAAUGUCUUCAAACGACACGAUAAUAAAUAACCAGUGUUCUCAAACGAGAUGAAAGUAAAGUCCCAAUGUCCUCAAACGUGACGAUAAUAAAGUCCUAAUGUCUUCAAACGAGACGAUAAUAAAGUCCUGAUGUCUUCAAAUGAGUAGGCUACUGUCUAAUUAACAGCAUCUUAUUUUGUUACUGUUGCUAACAUUGGUUAAAUCUGUUAGCAUAUCAAUCUACAAACAUUAUUAAUCACAAAAUUCAUAACAUGUGAUCAGGUUUUGUACCUUGUCCACUUUUGUGUCAGGAUCAGCUGCAGACUGACUUGGCAGAGGUGGCUGCCAUCUUGUUUUUACAUGGAUUACUGUAUUGUGCUCUUGCUACCACUAGAUGGCACAAAAGUGUCCACGUACGAGAACUACAGGUCUAAGUUUAGUAGAAUGAAGUAUAAGGUGCACUAAACCCAAAAUAAGAUGUCCUCAUAUGAGGACACAGGGUCUCAGACGGAUAUCUAUACAUGGCCUAAUUUAUACAAUCUUUAAUAUUGUUUACACGAGACAGGAAUUCAGGAUGAGAUUAGAUUGUCCUGAACAUGGUUGUGUCAUUUUUAGUAAUGUGGCUGCCACAGGGGAUUGUUUACCAACACAAACACUGCCUGACUAACUUGUGCUCAGAUUAUGAACUGUACCAGCUUGCCUUUUAAAAACUAUUCUUAGACACAGACAGUACAUGCCGCCAUACCAGGGGAUGCACUUAAUUUUUGUAGUUAAAUCUGAAGAAGAAAUUGAGAAUAUAAGACAAAGUCUCCUGAAAUGAUCAAACAAAAUAUUUCAUGUUACAGUCAAGCUGCCACAUAUCUACGCACUGCCUCGUCUUAUGUUAUAGAAUGGACUAUUUUAGAACCAAAUCUAAUUCAAAUGAAUGCCAAUGAACUGUUUUAUUUGAUUUUAAUGGUUUUUAUAUGGUGGUUACAUUAUGUAAUAAAACACUGCAGUUUUUCAGCUCAAUUCAUAUCUUUUUAUUUCAAGAUUAGAAGUCCAGUAUUAAGUCUUAAAGAUUGCUCUCCUUCAUACCUCUGCUUUGCACUGAGAUACCAGUGUGAUACAGAUUAUAUUAAAUAGUAUGUAAUAGUAAUUUGGGUAACUUGUGAUUGCAAGUUGGAAAAAAAAUACAUCCAAUGUUUUUUGUUGUUGUUUUUGUUUGUUUGUUUUUGAGGCAAUAAAACAUGAUGCCAGCA